This is a messenger RNA of Kuraishia capsulata CBS 1993, 579 nucleotides long. RefSeq lists its product as uncharacterized. Gene Ontology annotation, cellular component: cytoplasm. NCBI's taxonomy places the organism in Eukaryota, Fungi, Ascomycota, Pichiomycetes, Pichiales, Pichiaceae. The transcript is spliced from 2 exons. Gene Ontology annotation, molecular function: 2-oxoglutarate-dependent dioxygenase activity. The annotation marks the transcript as partial. The record is from RefSeq and is a predicted model, not a curated record.
ACCGAAGUUCAAGAGAAAGCAACCUCUUCGAGUGAGGGAAAACUCAUAGCUGUUGGGGAUUCUUCUGACGGGAAGCCAAGAUGGUCCAACCAGCCAUUUGACUUUACUCUUCCAGAAGACCUUCGUAGGGUAUUUCCAAACUACAGAACCCCCGACGGCGUGUCUGCCUAUGUCUAUGCCAGAGAACAAGGAAUUCAGUAUCCCAAUUACGCCGAAUGGAAAAUGGAACCUUCUGUUGAGAAAACUGGUUACCAGGAUAAGGGUGCUCUUUCCAGUCCUGAGAAAAGUGCGCUUCUCAAGGCUGCCAAAGAAGUUAUUCAUUUGACUCCAUACUGUGGUACCGAGAUUGUUGGAUUGAAGCUGACCGAGCUCACUGAUGAACAGAAGAAUGACUUGGCCCGUCUUGCAGCUGAAAGAGGAGUAGUUUUGUUCAGAGAUCAGGAUGACCUCUACAUCAGAGAACAAAUCAAGUUUACCUCUUACUUCGGAGAACCACAUAUACAACAUCAAAGUGGGAUCAUUCCUGAUUUGCCUUGGUCUCAUAUUAUGUUCCUUAUGAGCGUAAUAGUGCCGGGUUAA